Messenger RNA from Physella acuta, 1537 nucleotides. RefSeq lists its product as uncharacterized. NCBI's taxonomy places the organism in Eukaryota, Metazoa, Mollusca, Gastropoda, Physidae. The record is from RefSeq and is a predicted model, not a curated record.
AUUAGGUUUAAAUUUAAAGACUUUGCAAUUAAGUGUCCAAAGAUUAAACGACUUAAAACGAUGCUAAAUUUAGAACAGAAAAUCAAUAACCUUGUGGUUCUCCUUUGAACAUUAAAACAUUCAUUAAAAAUUUUGUUUUAAAAACGACCGCUCUAUUUGCCCUAAGGGCUUCUACGGAGAGAACUGCUUACUGAAAUGCCACUGCCCUAAAUAUGCAUGCCGUGCUGAUGGCACUUGCGAUGACUUGAUGUGCAUGCAAGGAUCGUUCGGAUUAUUUUGCGAGAGAGAAGACAUGAGCUGGUUGGCCGCAGAUGUGUUCCCCUGUGAGCUGUUUGAUGGCGAGGACUACACAUGUGUCAACACGCUGAACCAGAGCAUCGAGCUGAGCUUUACACAGGAUGUGCUCGUCAAGUCGUUUACACUGGAGUUCGAUGUGCUGGAGACGGUCAAAGAAGACUCCUUCCUGGUCAGUGUAUUGACCGAUCCAGCCAACGGCUCUACGACAGCACAGGCUCUGGCUGUGAAGAAAGCCAACAGUCAAAGUGUGGUGGUCAAUUUGAUCUCACCGGUCCAGUUGAGAAAGUUCACUGUGGAGAUCAAGACGGACCUGCUUUUGUGUUCUUUGUAUAUUGAUGGAGGUCAUAGGCUAAAACAGCAUGCAAGUAUCUACAUGGGAGAGAACAUAGAACAAGGCGUCAUCAGCAAGCUCAGGGACGGCAAUAGACGCAGCUCCUGUGUUGAUUUCAGUAGUGUUGGUACAUUCAGUGUCCUGACUUUUUCAUGGAAAUAUAUCUUUAAAGUAGAGAUUUAUUUGAAAGAGCACGAAAAUGAGGAGAUAGUGUUGCAAGUGUCGGGAACUGACGUGGAGGACAAAAAAUUUGAAUUCACAGUGGAGAGCAAGGGAAACAAUCCGGUGCUACUGUUUGUAAACCGUGAAGUCAGACAAACAGACAUUCAUUGGAACAACAAGAAGUUGAAUGUUUGCGAGGUUGAAAUUUUUGGAGAAACAGUGUUUGAAAACCUAGCCAUAAGCGCAGCUGUAAAUGACAUCUACAGCACCACCCUACAGACCAGGAGCUCAGUGUUUUAUGGAAUCAUCGUAGCUGUGUGUGUGGCUUUGGUACUCUAUCAGAUAUCACAGAGAUGUGAGAAAAAACCAGUAAGAAAGGGAAGUCGUGCAAAACAUAAGCCACAUACUACGGUAUGAUUGACAACAGGCCAACAAGGAUAAAUUAUUCUUUGUCAAUUUUGUUUGUUGUUUGACAGAAUAACGUUUUAACUUUUUGAUUAAAAAACUUAAUAUUUGAACAAUUUCUCUAUAGUUUUAAAUAUAAAUUACAAAAUAGAUGUUACUAGUUACAAUUAGAAAGUAUUCUUAUUUCUUUUGUUGGUAAUUGCCUGUUUUGUCUUUCAUGAUUAUGAUUCUUGUGCAACGGUAGCCUAAUCCAAGUGUGCAAAUAUUUUUGAGUCUUCACAACUCACUAGAAAUGUGGUGAAAAAUAAAGAAAAUAAUACCACUUAACAGUCAUGUAGAUUU